UUUCGUUCCGCCUUGACGCAAUCCCUUUGAAGCCUUCUCUAUCUUCCUCUCUUCUCUCGAUCUCUGUAUCCUAACAAUGUCUCUUCUUCUGAAGUCAGUACCUCUCCUCCCUCUGCGGCUCAGAUCCUUUUCUCUCUUCAUCCAUGGCACCAUCCUCUUAACUGCAAAACCAGUACUUACGACCAGAACAACUGUUUUCUCUAUUUCGGCUUCCGCCUCUCUUUAUCCUCCUCAUUCUUCUUCUUCUUCUUCUUCUUCUCCUUCCGCUGAAGCUCCAUCCAGACCACCAGCUUCUCUCAAGGACGCAUCACUGCACUGGGUCUCCAGGACCGCCUUCUGCGGCGAAUUGUGCACUGAAGAUGUGGGCAAAAGGGUCCGCCUCUGCGGGUGGGUUGCGCUCCACCGGGUCCAUGGCGGCCUCACUUUUCUCAAUCUUAGAGACCAUACUGGAAUUGUCCAGGUUACGACACUUCCCGAUGGAUUCCCCGAUGCACAUUCCACUAUCAAUGACUUGAGGCUUGAGUAUGUGAUCGCUGUGGAAGGAAUUGUUCGGUCUAGACCAAAGGAGUCAGUCAAUAAGAAAAUGAAAACUGGUUUAAUAGAGGUUGCUGCAGAGCAUGUUGAGAUCUUGAAUGCUGUGAAAACAAAGCUCCCAUUCUUAGUUACUACUGCAGAUGAUGUGAAGGAUUCUGUUAAGGAGGAUAUCCGGUUGAGGUACCGAUGCCUUGAUUUACGCCGGCAACAAAUGAACUUUAACAUAAUGUUGCGUCAUAGAGUGGUUAAACUCAUCCGAAGAUAUCUAGAGGAUGUUCAUGGCUUUGUGGAGAUUGAAACUCCAGUACUGUCUCGAUCAACCCCAGAAGGUGCUCGAGAUUAUUUGGUACCCUCAAGAAUUCAGCCAGGAACAUUCUAUGCCUUGCCUCAAAGCCCACAACUAUUUAAACAGAUGUUAAUGGUCUCAGGCUUUGAUAAAUAUUAUCAAAUUGCCAGAUGUUUUAGAGAUGAAGAUCUAAGAGCUGAUAGACAACCUGAGUUCACCCAGCUUGAUAUGGAACUGGCUUUCACUCCUUUGGAGGACAUGCUGAAGCUAAAUGAAGAUCUGAUUAGAAAGGUUUUUCAAGAGAUUAAAGGUGUUCAGCUACCAAAUCCUUUCCCAAGGCUUACAUUCAGUGAAGCUAUGGAUCGAUAUGGUUCAGACAGGCCAGAUACUAGAUUUGCUCUUGAGUUGAAAGAUGUGAUUAUCUCUUUUUUUACUUCUGUUUACAUGCAUCUUAUGAUUGUACCACACUGAAAUUAUCUUUUAACCUUAAAAUUUAUACAAUUCAACAUUUAUUGAAGGGCAUCUUGCUUUGAACUGUGCUACUACACUAAUCUAACAUUGUGGAAUGUUACUAAUCUCAUUUGUAUUUCUUUGGUUUAGUCCUUGAUUCCUUUUGGGGAUAGAUAUUACUUAUAAUGAACUUUUGUUUUAUUAGCUCAAGAAAAGCAGGGAUGCUAGAGGAACACAUUUCUGGGAGCCAGCAAGAGUGCCUAAUAGAAUUAAAAAACGAGCUUGAAUGAGCGAUGUUUUCUAACGAGAGUAAUUGGAGACAAAAGGCAAAAAUCAAAUGGGUAGAAGUAGGGGAUGCUAAUACAUGCCUAUUCCAUUGCAUGGUUAAAGGCCGUAGAGUUAAGAGUGUGACCAAGGAGCUAGAGCUUGAAAAUGGGCAAGGGGAAGGAGAGGUGGGGCUAUAGGUAAAGAGAUCACUCAGUUUUACAGAAAGUUGUAUAUGGAAGAAGCCUCGUGCAGACAAUUUCUGGAGGGAAUUGAUUGGGCACUGAUUAGAAGGGAUACAGCAGAAUGGCUAGAACGAUAGUUUGAGGAGCAGGAAAUAAGUAGGGCAUUGUGCAAUUUAGGCAAGGACAAAUCACCUAUGCCCAGACAAUUUCUAUACAGUUUCUCAAAGUUGUUAGGACAUGGUGAAAGGGUUUUUAGUGAGAGUAUUUGUGGACUUUUAUUUAAAUGCCACCAUAUGGAAGAGUAUGAGCUCCACCUUCAUAACACUAAUCCCGAAAAAAGACAAGUUCACAAAGGUCUCAUACUAUUGCCCAAUAAGUUUAGUGAAAAAUGUAUACAAAGUAAUUAAAAAAGUCCUUUAUCGAAAACUUAGUGAGAUAUUGGAUACUGAAUUUUGCUAAACCAAAGUCUAGAGAUGAGAAUUGGAGCGAAUGGCCGGCUAAUGCAUCCAGUCCACUCCAAAUAGAGCAGUAAAGACCAGUAAUUAAUAAGGUUACUGGGUGAGUGUGGGUAGAAAGUUAUAAAUCUGCAAUGGGUAUAGAACGAGUAUUGAUUUAGUCAUUUAUCUGUCUUUCACCUGCUUCACCUU
This is a messenger RNA of Carica papaya (papaya), 2366 nucleotides long. Lineage: Eukaryota; Viridiplantae; Streptophyta; Magnoliopsida; Brassicales; Caricaceae. The record is from RefSeq and is a predicted model, not a curated record.